AUGCCGAGACUCGUGCGGCGGAGGCCGCUCUGGGAGCGCAUCACGUCGAAUCUGAACCCCAUGGACUUCCUUCUCUGGCUGUCGGAAGAGCUGGAGACGAGGGACUGGGACUCGAAGCUGGUGGGCACGCAGCUGGGCUUGGCCAUGAAUCUUGUCUUUUUGCUGGCGCGGGCAAACGCUGGAGCGACGUCUUCGUCGUCGGACAACGACAUCUUUGGUGACGAGACCAAGACAGGAUGGUUUUCAUAUGUGGCCUAUCUCAUCGUCUGGGGCCUCGCGCUCUUCUCUUGCAUCAACGCGGCUUACACCUACACGCGAACGCGAAGAUACCGAAUGUUCCAGGCCAACAUCGAAGAGCCUCUCUCCACGCCCUCUGCGCGACGGGUCCAGGUGCAGUCGUCUCCCGUGACGUCUGUCUCACCGCUUCGAUACUUUGCCGACAAGAUUGCACCGGGCUCGGCUGAAUCGCGAUCGCAUCCGGAUAAGAAACGAGAUGUGUGGGAACUCGCCGUCUGGGAUCCUCUGCCUAUUUCUCUACGACUUGUUUGCUUGUUCAGCCCGGGACACGUGCUGGCCUAUCUCCUCGCCCUCCCGUUGGCGCCUUUGGAUCCUCAGCCGAGUGUGACUGUAUUCAACGCCGUCGUGAUGCAAAUGGUUCUCUCCGGACAGAUGCUUUUCCUCUCUUCGCGAUUCGCGCAGCAAGCCAAGGACAACGCCAUUAUCCAGAAGGAGGUCAUGAACGAGUACAACACAAAGUUUGUCCAUCCUCGGCUAAAUCCCGUCGUCAGAGACGUCGGAACUCAG
Trichoderma atroviride IMI 206040 is the source of this 804-nucleotide messenger RNA. RefSeq lists its product as uncharacterized. The record is from RefSeq and is a predicted model, not a curated record. NCBI's taxonomy places the organism in Eukaryota, Fungi, Ascomycota, Sordariomycetes, Hypocreales, Hypocreaceae. Gene Ontology annotation, biological process: regulation of exit from mitosis; maintenance of rDNA.